CUCUUUCCAUCUGCGGCCAGGAAAGGAGGAGAGGGGAUGAGACCCUGAGGAGGAAGUUGAUCGAUAGGAACUUGAGUACAGUAUAACUACAUGACCAAGCGAAAGGGAUUUGACAGAUCUAUUGGACAGAUCGUCGAAUGAUUAUCUCUGGUACAUCAAGGUCAUUGAAUGUCAAACAUCAAUCAAUUCUUGGCAUCUCUGGGUUAAUUUUGCAACAGCAAUCUCUAAAUCACUUCAUUUUUGUUUCCCUCCGUAUGUUUUCCUGAGAUUUCACGCGAGAAAAAUUGCGGUAGUGGACAGAAUUUCACAACAAUCACACAUCUGCAGAAGAGGAACAUCAGGAAAUCAUCAACACUGGAAAUAAGAUACUGAAACAAAACAGAUUUAAAUACAAACCAAGGUAACUGGAUAAUAACCAGAACAGAACCUCCUCGCAAAAGUGAUAUUCGCACAGUCGAAGUUUCCUGACAAAAAUCUCCCAGCAGUAUUCAGUGGUAAGUGAGGUAAUAUAAGAUGUUUGCGACAGAUCUCUUUACUCUAGUAUUUUUAUGAUUUUUCCGCGGAGAUUUCAAUAUGUAAGAUGUUUGGGUACCGAGCUGUCAUGAAACAGAUUUCAAAGUUACCAUCUUCACAGCUCCCAAAUUGUUUCCUGUCUACAUCUCGUGGAAACUUGUUCCUUCUUAGAGAGGUUUACAGACAAUGAUCUCAUAGCGAUACAAAGGAUUAUCAAUAACUUGGUAUUUUAUAGAGGAAAUCUAUGAUCAGCUCUAUUUAAAUGACUGAGGAGAUGUUUAUUUUGGGCGGUUCUGUUCCACAAGGUUAUGGAGCGUAACGCUUGUUUCAUUUCCCACUGGGACACUGUCUAAUCAACAUUAGGAAUAAUUCAAAGCAAAGAAAGCUUAGAGCCACUGAAAGGUAAUUUCUAAUUUCUGGUAUCCUGUGUAUUCUUUCGGUUAUCGUACACAGUUAAGUUUCCGCAUAUCGAAAUCACCACAGAAGCGAGCGCGGAAACGAAGCCAUAUGGAAAUGGUCUCCAUUCCUUCCAGCGACGCCAUUCAUUUCUAAUUUCUAGAGCCUUUUUUGUUUAGCGUUGUUUUGGUUUAAUGUUUGUAAACGUUUUUCUUUUCAAAUGAUCACUUCAACAAAAAAAGCAACUUCUGUUUCCUCCUCAAUUAUCCAUUAUUUUUUGGUCUUUGGAUUUAGGAGUGACCUUUGUGUCUGGUGUAACUUGCGUGACACUGGAGUGUUUUUUGUCACAGCUCCCUAUGCACGGAAAUAGAAGAAAUAUGCAGAUGUAAUAGAUUUUUAAAGCCUAUCCACCGGUUCAGUCAGAUCAUCAGGAGGAAAUUCUGUGUCCAGUUACAACGGUCAACUCAUAGCUCAGCAAGUGUUUCCUUCUCCGACAAGUAUCAGAUUUUCUAUCGCAUUUGAAAUGAGCCCCACGUCUGAUUGAACUGUGUCAUCCGUCAAUGUCACCCGACCUUCAUGAACGCAAAUAUACUGUAAUCGUUUCCACAGAACUUAACUUUCCUAAAUCGUGUAAGAAAGGUCGUUAUGAUGGAAGAGUAAACUCACAUUCCAAAUAGACUGGAAAGCUCAUAUACUACAUACGUAUCUAAAAUACCUUUGGUAAAACAAUUUUUAACUUACCAAUAUACAUCGGGAAUUGGGGAGUGAAAAGUACAAGCGAUCAAAAAAGACUCUUAAUAGAUCAAAGGUUUGUAACCUGCGUUCAUCCGCCCUUCUUUCCACAGACAAAUUGAUUUCUUUUAAAGGAGGGGAUGAAUUCACAAAGCCAUAACAAAAACAGACUUUCAGAAGUCCUCUAGUUGAUAGAAAUCACUUUUAUUCUUCCUGACUAAUGACAAAAGGUUCGAGUGGCAAAAAGCUGUUUAACUUGAGUUAAGUCGAAGGCCUCUUCGUUUGAUUGAUGGAUACUUAGGGCCUCAGGAGAGAGAUUAGACCGUGCGGAGGAAAUGUUAAAUUCGGAAAAAAAUAGUUUUUUUUUUGCACGUUUUACCCUAAUCUUCCGAUUAACCAGCAGGAAUUAAAUCUGAACAGUUUGCAAAAUGAAAACUCCUCAAUCACCUCUCAAAAAUGCUACGUGGAACGAGGAAUGUGAGGACGAUGUAGAUAGUUUUAUUUUGAUCACGUCAGCAUGAGCACAAUAUCUGAAAGGUCUUUUUUCUGCUUUUCAGAAUCUUUCCCUGAUCUUGAAAAUAUGUUUAGGUACGAUAUUUUACGAGAAAAAUUCAAAUGCUCCGUUUUACUCAUAAAAGGGAAGUCUAGCAAAGAAUAAAACGCUUCUUCUUUCCGUGAAUCACAUGUAACAGUUUCUUUACGCGCGAUAACAUAAAUUUACCUUUGAUAUUUUAAUUUUAUUGCGUGAUAACAUGCUGUGACAUUUUCUUCCGAUUUUGUCAAUAUAAAAGAACUUGCGCAAACAAAAAAAGGAUCUUUUGCGGGCAUUUGCUUCAUGUUAAUGAUAUUUCCAUUUUGAAAUGUACACAAAAGCGUGAGUUCUUUCAAAGUCUUGGUUAUGCAAAUUCACGUACAUUAGGCAAUUUUAACCCGCUUUUCAUGCAAAUCAUCGAAAAGUGGAAGUCGAAUUUCGAGUUUGUCUACUAGCGAAGCUUUGAGCAUAAGGUAAUGAUAUGAGUGUACUGGCUUAAAAGAUGGUACGAUAACAUCCACGUUAACUUGAUCGAUUUGGUUCAAUUUCAAGGCCAUCCCGCAAGUGAAAGAAAGGUGAUAUUGUUUAUACCUUGAAAUUUUGCGACCUAUCGACAGGUUCUAGGAAAUUUAUUUUGGCCCAGAGACACAGCGUCAAGAAUAAAUUAAAUCCUGUCAUUGAAGCCGCUUGGUCGACGAAACCGAGGUAGGUACUUAGAAAUCUUGCUGUUACUUGACUCCACAAUUAUCUUAUCGCUUGCCUCGGACACUAAUCGAGUACAUGAAGUUACAUUCGGUCCAAGUUGAAAUAUCUUGUUCGCUAUACAUUCAGGCGUCCUUGAAUUGUCAGGCAAAGCUUAAAUUAAAUUCUUUGUGUGGUGCUCCACUCCUCGAUUCUUCUCACCAAGUGAUCGUGGACGCGCGAACUUGCAUUCUCGAUGAAACGUGCAGUCGUUCGUCGAUUUAGAAAAUUAUGAUGCUUAAAUUUUGUUUCUUUGGCAAAUGUACCGUAAAAAAGCUGACCUGCUGACCUUUUUUUCUUUGGUUUAUAUUCUUCUUUAUUAAACACAGAAAAUCAUCAUUACUUUUUUUCUAUGACCGUUUCGUUCGGAGGAUUAAUUUGCAAGAAACAAUCUUUUAUUGAAAAAUUCAGGUGUUUUCCGCUUAAUUUCUCGUUUUGAUACCCAGUAGUGGCUUUUUAAACAGGCUUGGGUGGUCAAGGGUAAAGGGGCUGUUUUAAAAGGAAAUUCUAAUUUGAGACGACAUCCUCUGGAUUAGCAUAAACCAUAAUAGAAGAAAUAACUGGAAUAGGGCGACACUUGCGUUUCCUCUGCGGCCUGAAGUUUCAGUGUGCUACUGUUAACGAUGUAAGGUUUAUAUACAUUUCGUUAUUCUGUUCAGUGACACGCAAAGUUAAUUCAAGUCAUUGUGUUCUGUUGAUAUUAAACAAUCUAUGGCCUCGCGGAUAUUUAAUCGCUUUGGAUCAACCCUCCCUUGAGUUCAGCCUUCUGCAAACAUUCCCCAUGUACAUUAUAACAACAUACAGGCAUCCAUAACUGUAGGGAGAUCAUUAGUUCCUCUACCGCAGUUGAAAAGAAGAAUAAGGAAUUUCUUGGCCGUAUUGUAAUGCAUGGAAACUUCUUGUAUUGAGGUCAAGAGAAGUAUUGUUUGCCUGAGUGGUUUGUUAUAUUCGAAUGCCAGUCUUUCUUUUUCAGGGUAAUGUGUACUUACACUACUCAUGUAUCGUACGUCUGUUAUAUUUGGUAAUCAUGUAAAUUGCAGACUGAAUAGGUUUGUUCGUUUUAUCGGGAACAAUUUAGACAAACUUCCAACUGUUUCUGAAAUGAGGCGGUCAGGGUUCAGUUCCUGAUUAAUGUAUUAACACAUGGAAAACAUCGCCAAUUGCAAAUUACUCAUUUUUUUAGGGCUUCAGCGUUGUGUUCAAGUUAAAAAUUCAGGUCUCUCAGAGGCAAGAGUACAAGGGAAACAAGCACAAAAAUAGUACAGAAAGAGAAAAUGCAGAAGUUAUUCAACACUCAACUCACAAGAACGACUUCUACAUGAAGAACAUGAAAAGUUCGAGUCUAAAAUUCUGUAGAGAUAAAUUUGCAUAAAAUGAAUACAAGCUCUUAUAUUUCACUGAUAUUGGGUCGCUAAAAGUGUUUUUUUUUUUGCCUAAACAAAGUAGUGAAGAUUACUCUUGACCCUCGCAGUCAAUUUAUGACCGCUGUGCUACAGUGAAAUAUACGGACUAAUUUUGAAAUUUCAUAGAAAGUUGCUGCUGGAGCAAUGAUAAAAACAAACUUUUAAGUUUGAGUUUCCCGAAUGUUCGAUACAUUUAGCCUGAAGGCGAAUAUAAACAAAAGAAUGAGCCUAAACGUGGAAUAACAUAAGGGUACAGAACUUGCAAAGAGAUCGCUAAGUAUAUCAGCGAUUGGUCCAUGACACAUGAACCAAUCAGAUUUGCAGAUUUGCUUACAGCACAAUUGAUGCCUUUAAAGAAGAAAUAAUUAUACUGCACCCGAUCGAACGCUGCAACCUGGAUUCAAUUUCUUUUGCGUUUUAACAAGUUUUUAAACUGUAGGUAGGUUUUUGUGUAUUUUGACCCAGGCUGUACCGGUCCUCCUUGCGUUUUGUUUGCCUAUUUUCUUUCUUUUUUGACUUUUUGUGUUGUCCUUGUUGUGGAUUUUUUUUCUUAAAUAUGGUUAACACGGGAGUACAUGAUGUAACAUAGAUCUUCCAUCCUUCAGGAAAUAAAAAUUCUUCUGACUAUGGCUGACGAGAUUGAGGAGAUUAAGUUCCAUAUCAUCAAGAAUUCCGAUAAAUCCAACGGUAUUGCUAACGGGAUUGAGAAAGCGGACUUUAGUACCUUCAGAGGGGACAUCAUAGUAUGCUGUGGAGGAUACGAAGGGAGAUUCGAGCUGGAUACAGUAGAGGCAUUCUGUGUGAACACAAACACCUGGGCUGAUCUACCUCCAAUGCCAGUCGAAUGCGACAGUUUAACUGCAGGGGCUUAUGGGAGUGCUGUGUUCGUGGCUGGAGGAUCUGACAGGUGACGUCACUGCACUGUUGUUUUUUAUUCUGAGACUUACUUCGUGGGUUAGGUAAGCCAAGAGGCUCGGUAAACCUUUUUGUCUUUCGUCCAGAGACUCUUUAUAGAGAACAAAAUGGUCCUUGUGUGCACAUGUAAAGCCCCCCACAAUCGACUUGGGUAACCUUUGAUUUACUUCCUGCGAUUCUCUUGGAUUGAAUUGACCCAAAUAGCACUUAUGAGCCAACAGAACAGCAACACACAAAAGGUAAAGAUAUUUGAGGCUGAUUAGGCAUUGAUCCAUGUCUGUAUUUGGCGAUAAGUCGCUUUACAGUGAAACAUACAUUUACAAUGAAAUUAUAGCGUGGUGCACAAUCAGAUUUUUUAGGCCUCCUGAUGUAACAGAGGCCAUUUACAUCGUCACAAUAAAUUGAAUAUAACGAGUUUUCCGGGCUGGCCAUAAGCUGUAAAACCAAGAAAAAAGUUCACAGUGAUCGAAACUAAACUAGGAUCCUUGCUAUGUUUACAUUAUAAACAUUUUGGAACAAACGCUAUGACUAAGUUUUUUUGAGAAACGUUUUCGUUUCUCUAUUACAGGAAAAAGCCUCUUGAUAAUGUGUCAAUGUUUGAUUGGGAAGAACGAGCUUGGAGGAAACUGGCCCCGAUGGUCACAGCUCGCUCAUACUCCUGUGGAACCAUGGAUAAAUCGCGGGCUUGUCUGCUAGUGGCAGGGGGAUUUAAUAACAGAGAGCUGGACUCCAUGGAAAUUUUUGAUGUGAAGACUGAAAGAUGGCUGAAAGCUCCUGCCAUGCCAACAGCUCGUACAAAAUCUGGGGGAGCUAUCGUGGGAGAUUACUUUGCUGUGGUCUGUUGAAUAUCAUUUUUUCCUCUAAAGAGAACUCUUCACGAUAUUUAUUGUGUCUAUAACAAGCGAUUGGAACUCAUCCGCCAACAUUCCUUUAAUGAUUGAGUUACGUCCACUACCUUUAAUUGCUUUAACAAGGGUGUAAUGGUGUAGUUUGAUCUUCCGGGUGAGUAUAUUCCUGAGAAAGACUGUUGUCGGUAGUGGUGACUGACGUUUCGACAACCUGAGCGGAAGUCAUCAUCAGGAAAUCAUCUGCUCAGGUUAUCGAAAUGUGAGUCACUUCUACCGACCACAGUCCUUCUUAGGACUACACUCACCUAGACGAUCAAACUACAUUAUUACAUGUUACUCCUGGGUUCAAACCAUUUACUGCAUUUAACAAGAGUAUCUCAAACAUUUAUGAUGUCCAUGUGUUCGAUCUAUUGGGUCUUUGAUUAGUUUGUUGUGUUGUCUAGUUGUUUACAUCUUUUCACAUUAUCUCAUAUCAGCAAGGGAUACAAAUGGGUUGACUAACACGCAUGGUUCGUCAGUUCCCUUCUAGUCUACCCCACUUCUUUGUUAUGGACUUACAGUUUUAUUAAUUGAUACAGUAAUUAUUAAUACUAUUUUUAUUAAUAUUAUCAUUAUUGUUAUUAUCAUUUUAUCAUGUGACGAUGUAAUCGCAGUAAAAAUGGAAUAAAUUAAAUGGGAAUGAGCAAGCCCCGACGACCUAGUCAAAAAUCAGCCCGGGAAGAAAUCGAACAAAUGGCUGGAGGGUCAGGAUAGGAAGAAGUGAUAACUUAGCAUUGACUCCUCACAAAUAAUAACACUUCUUCGCUUAAACUCAGACUGAUGCCCCUUCUGCAUCGUCAAAACAAUAGAAUUAGUGGUCAUGUUAUCUUAUUACCUAAUAAUGUGUCAAUCACUGUAUUUUCAGGUGGGUGGGGACGAAUUUGGUCGUCCAACCGAUACAAUCCAAUGUUUCAACUUGAAAACGGAGAAGUGGGAAACGUUUCCCGCCAUGAGCACGAAACGUCGACGGUGCGCAGUCGUAGCCGUGGGUGAGAAGCUUGUUGUGGCGGGAGGUCUGACGCUUGGUGACUAUUCGCUAGAUACCAUAGAAAUGUUUGAUCUGCGCAACCGGAAAUGGUUUGAUCUUCCCAACAUGCCUUGCACGCGAUUCGGCUGUGGUGCGUGCGUAAUAAAUUCACAAAUGUUUCUCUGUGGUGGCAACGAGAAGUUGAGAAUGAAGGCGUAUUCAAACCGGCUUGACUCGUUUGACCUGAUGACGCAUACCUGGGAAAUCCUUCCAAAUAUGGCACACCGUAGGAUCCAUCCUGUUGCAGUGUCCGUCAGUGUUUAAACAGCGGUCCAGACGACAGCAAAGAUGGACCACGUAAAAGAAUAUCCACAUCUGAUGAUGUGUCCAGGAUGCUUAAAGUUCCUUUAUACGGGAGGAGAACUUCGCUCCUUUUUAUCUUUUUGAUUAACUUUUCGUUUAAAUUAUUAUAUUUUUUAGAAGACUAAAUUUCCAGAAUGUGUCUUAGAAAUACGACCAAGUUGAUUUUUUUUAAACAAAGUCCAUUUUACCGAGAGAAUGUUCAAACCACCCAAAGAUAAGAAGUUGAGGUGACGUGUAUUGUUGAAAGAAGUAAAAGAUUGAUUCCAGA
This is a messenger RNA of Pocillopora meandrina, 7717 nucleotides long. Lineage: Eukaryota; Metazoa; Cnidaria; Anthozoa; Scleractinia; Pocilloporidae. The record is from the annotation of a GenBank genome assembly.